This is a messenger RNA of Galdieria sulphuraria, 2419 nucleotides long. RefSeq names its product alpha-1,3-glucosyltransferase. Gene Ontology annotation, biological process: protein N-linked glycosylation. Lineage: Eukaryota; Rhodophyta; Bangiophyceae; Galdieriales; Galdieriaceae. The transcript has 3 exons. Gene Ontology annotation, cellular component: endoplasmic reticulum membrane. Bases 10 to 1866 code for a protein of 618 amino acids. Gene Ontology annotation, molecular function: dolichyl pyrophosphate Man9GlcNAc2 alpha-1,3-glucosyltransferase activity. The record is from RefSeq and is a predicted model, not a curated record.
GUUGAGAAUAUGGAAAACAAAGAACAGCUCCAAACAGUGCCCUGGUGCUGGUCAGAUGCGUCGUUCAAACAGAAGCUUUUGUUUUCUUUUGGGUUUGUUGUUUUACUUCGGCUGCUUGUUUCACUUUCACCUUACUCUGAAUCACAAGGACAAGCCACUCCUCCGCUUUAUGGAGACUUGGAGGCGCAACGGCACUGGAUGGAAAUCACCUUGUCUCUUCCUCCUGCAGAAUGGUAUAGGCAGACUGCAGAUAAUGACCUGAAAUACUGGGGGAUCGAUUAUCCACCAUUAUCUGCAUACUAUAGUUGGGUUUGCGGUAAGAUCAUAGAACUUUUUGAUCAAGAGGUUGUCAAGUUGCACGUUUCACGAGGAAUAGAAACCGAAAGUUCCAAGUGUCUCUUAAGACUUUCUGUAAUCUUGAGUGAUGUUCUAUUCUUGUUGCCGGCAUGUCUUCAACUUUGUUUGAGACUGAAUAGAAAAGGAGAAAAUGAAACGCUUUGGUUAUUUGUCACGACGACAAGUGAACCUUGUUUACUCUUAGUUGACCACGGUCACUUCCAGUAUAAUGGUGUUAGUAUAGCCUUAGUGUUGUGGUCAAUGAUUACACUACUUGACUGCAAUUUUAUUUUGGCUUGUAUAUUUUAUACAUGUUCCAUCCAUUUCAAGCAAACUAGUCUCUACUACUCGAUAUGCUUUACAACAUACUUCCUCUCCAAGUUGAAGACACAGCAGCAAUGGAAGCGAAAGCUGCUUCAUUGUGUCAUUGUAACCAUCUUAGUGUUUGUCGUUAUUUGGUGGCCUUGGUUGAAGAAUUGGCAAAGUUUUUCACAAGCAUUGGUUCGUAUUUUCCCUGUUUCGCGAGGUUUGUAUGAAGACAAAGUAGCAAAUUUCUGGUGUACGUUGUCACCAUUCGUUAAAGUGCAUCGACUGCUACGUUCGUCUUCUCUUCUAUUCAUAUGCAGUUUACUUACUGCUGGCACGUGCAUACCGUUUGUGGUGAUCAGUUGGAAACAACCGAGUUUGACAAACCUUUUGAUUUCUUUUACGGCUACACCUCUAUGCUUUUACCUAUUUUCGUAUCAAGUACAUGAGAAGCAAAUCAUUUUGCCUUUUUGGUUUCUCUAUGACGGGACUUGCAUCAAUGUUUCCAUUGUUUAUCAGAGAAAAUCUGCAUCCAGCUUAUGUUGGAUGCUGCUUUCUGCAAAUCUGGUUGCGUACAAUUGCACCACGCACAAUUGUCAACGAAUUCAAAUGGACCUUUUCAAAGUUAUUAUAUUUUGCUUCAUUUCUUCUGUUGCAUCUGAUUUUGUUGUAUGCAAACCCUCCAGUUCGAUACCCUCAUAUAUUUAUUUUAAUGACCACCUCGAUAUGCUUUAUCUAUUUUGUGUCGUUGCUAGCUUUUCUCAUUUGGAUAUCUAUGAAGAAGCGAAUCCAUUGCAAAUUGGAUUGACGGGUCUAAAAAUGGCGAUACCGCCUUUGGCGUCCAUAACACCAGAAAAACUUGUCGAAUACUUACUUCAAGGCGAACUGCGAAGUGGCAAGCUUACAAUUGUUGACGUCCGUGAUGAUGAUCGUGCUUUAGGCUAUAUUGCUGGCUCAUAUUGGUUAUCUAGUGACGAAUUUUUCAAGGAUGUUUGUGCCAGUGUGAACCUUCUCUUGAAGGCUCAUCCCAACGCAACAAAGUUUGUAUUCCACUGUCAACUCAGUAAAGUCCGAGGUCCUUCUUGUGCAAAAUUGUUUCGAGAAGAGACUGCCACAAACCAUCGAAAUAGGGCCCAAAACACGGAAGUUUUCCUUCUAGAAGGAGGUUUUCAAGCUUUUUGCUAUAAAUACGGUAGAAAUAGAGAUCUUGUGAAUGGAACGUGAAUCUCUUUUAUUAAGUUUCUCAAGUACGAUGGGGCCACUUUGGAAAUGAUUUUCUUUCCUAUCAGUUGUGCGUGGUUAUUGAAGUUUGACGAUUUGAGAGUUUUGUGCUUAGACUGAGAGCUAUAGAAGUAUGUAUUGCUUGUUCUGGAGUAUAUGAUACUGUUCAUUGUAUAUAUAUAGUAAACUCUUAGCAUUUAUGGAGUUGUUAUUAUUAGUAUAUGCAAAUAGGGAGUUGAACGACUUCACUCACCCUUAUAAGUCUCCCUUGGUUCUCUACUGAAUGCCAAAGGCAAGUGUCCAAUCCAAUUUUGGAAUUGUGGCGGGCUCUUCAAACACUACAGAACGGGAAGUUCUUGCGCUCAUUUCGUUUUUUGCACUCCAACAAACAAGGGAGUUCUGAGUUCUGUUGUUCGCUAAUACUUUUUAGUGGACGGAGCGGGGUUUCCUCCUAGAGAAAGUAUGCAAUGCUGUAAGCGAAUCAAUGUUUCAGUUGUUUAGUUCUGAACAAAGUUGAUUGUUAGAAACAACUCUCUACGUGUGUGUUUUAGUUCAA